Messenger RNA from Ogataea parapolymorpha DL-1, 642 nucleotides. RefSeq lists its product as uncharacterized. Lineage: Eukaryota; Fungi; Ascomycota; Pichiomycetes; Pichiales; Pichiaceae. The record is from RefSeq and is a predicted model, not a curated record. Bases 1 to 642 code for a protein of 213 amino acids. The transcript has a single exon.
AUGUCUGAAAGUACGCCACUGCUACCAAUCAACAAUGAACGCACUUCAAAGCCAACAUGGAAGCGCUACCGUUUAGACGUUUAUAUUCCAAUGGUUUUGAUUGCAAGUUUCUUCUUUACAGCCUUUCUCACUUUUGCUCUCAGAGUCAGACCGCAAUUAGGCGAUAUAGUUGCUCAAGGUACUGACUUUGAUUCAGAUGAGAUCAAGCUUCUGGGUGUGGACGAUGAUGGAGGCAUACUUUUGGAAGUGAAAGGGGCAAACUAUAAUAACUAUAGUCGUAUCGAGGAUCCUAUAAGUAGGGCUUACUUCAAAUUUGGAGGGUUUACAAUUCGGAAGCUCAACCUUGCUGUUGACGACCUAGAAAUGACGGUUUUCGAUGAAUCCAAGGGAGAUUAUAAGACUAUGGGGACUGUGCAAAUUGCUCCAUUUGGCGUGCGGAUCACCGAUACGACGCAAUCCGAUCUGACAUUAUUUGUCAAGGUAUAUCCCAAAGCCGAAGGCGUUUUGGGUGUGAUAAAGAGAAUCAUACUCUCGGGUAACUCAGAAUUACGGCUUCAAGGAAAUGCAAGCGUGAAGAUACUUGUUCUCAAUGGGUACAUCCCGGUGUCCAAUCUUAUUAUACCUUUAGACUUACUUAUCUGA